AUGGAACUAAGAGAGGUGGUGGGAGUGGGGUGGUGUUGGCGGUGGUGCAGCGGUGACAUAGGGUGGUGCGGCGGCGAUCCUUGGUGGAGGCAGAGAGGGUUUGGUGUUGCUGGGUUAAGGUUGGGGUACAGGGAGGGGAAGGGGGGUUCGAGGGUUGUGGGGCAGAGGGUGGUUGUGAUGGUGGGAGGUGGUGCUGGGGGCGGGUGCUGGUGGUUCGCGAUAGGGGGCAGUGGCGGAAGGAAAGAAGAGAGGGAAAAGGAGGGGAGAAGGAAGAAGGAGUGGGGUGGGCGCCACGGUUGGUCUGGGUGGUUGGCACUGGGGCGACGGUUAGGGGUGGUUGGCGGUGGUGAUGGGUGCAGAGGAAGGAGGGAGAGAGAGGAGAUGGGGUUAGGGAAGGAGAAUGGGGACGCAGGAGGGGAUAGGGUUUCGCGUCAUUGGGGUUAG
Arachis ipaensis is the source of this 444-nucleotide messenger RNA. The record is from RefSeq and is a predicted model, not a curated record. NCBI's taxonomy places the organism in Eukaryota, Viridiplantae, Streptophyta, Magnoliopsida, Fabales, Fabaceae.